AUAUAUCCUUCAAGGCAAAGUUUUGAACUUAGUGGGAAAAACAUAUAAUCUCAAAAAGUAAAGGCGAAGAAUGAAGAAACAGAUUUUGUGUAGUAAAUACCUUUUGUACGGUGGGUUUACUUGUUCGAAGAUUCGCCAUAGUUGUAUUCGGCAAAUUUCAGAAUCAACUUGUUUCAGCUUUGGCACGUUUGCAACUCCAGAAGCUAUCUUCAAAGAUUGUGAUAUUUCAGAAUUUGAGGAAUGGGACGCUUCUGGCUUUAAUGAUUCUUUUCAAGUUGACCGUUCUCGCUACAAUGAUUUACUCAAGAGAUGCACCCAGAUGGGGAAGCUUCGAGAAGGAAGAAUCGUCCAUGCCCUUUUACUGAAUUCCCAGUUCAGAGAUGACCUCGUUAUUCAGAACACUCUACUCAACAUGUAUGCAAAGUGUGGUAGCGUAGUGGAUGCUCGUAAAGUGUUUGAUAAAAUGCCACUUAAGGAUAUGGUUACUUGGACUGCCUUGAUCACUGGAUAUUCUCAGAAUUAUCGAGCACAAGAGGCGCUGGAUUUGUUUCCCCCAAUGCUACAACAUGGAUUGAAACCGAACCAGUUCACUCUGUCUAGUUUGUUGAAGGCUUCUGGAGAUGGUCUGUCCAGUGAAAAGCAGGGUAGGCAGCUUCACGCAUAUUGUGUGAAAUGUGGUUGUGAUUCUAAUGUUUAUGUGGGUAGUUCUCUUUUGGACAUGUAUACUAGGUUUGGCCUUAUGGUUGAAGCUCAGUUAAUCUUUGAGGGUCUGGUGAGCAAGAAUGAGGUGUCUUGGAAUGCUUUGAUUGCUGCUUAUUCCAGGAAAGGUGAUGGAGAACAUGCCAUUAAGCUCUUCCGUGAAAUGCAAAGAGAUUAUUUUAAGCCUACUCAUUUUACGUAUUCUAGUUUGUUUACAGUUUGUGCCAGCACAGGGUCUUUGGAACAGGGCAAGUGGGUUCAUGCACAGGUCAUUAAGUCCGGUGGUAGACUUGUUGCUUUUGUUGGAAAUACUCUUGUUGACAUGUAUGCAAAAUCAGGUAGCAUUGAGGAUGCAAAAAAGGUUUUUGAUAGGUUGGUUAAGCGAGAUGUAGUUUCUUGGAACUCAAUGCUUACUGGAUACGCACAACAUGGGCUCGGGAAGGAAACGCUGCAGCAGUUUGAAGAAAUGCUGAGAAUUGGAAUUCAACCGAAUGAUGUAACCUUCCUUUGUGUUCUGACCGCUUGCAGCCAUGCUGGUCUUUUGGAUGAAGGACAACACUAUUUUGAAUUGAUGAAGAAGUACAGGGUAGAGCCAGAUGUUUCACAUUAUGUGACAAUGGUUGAUCUUCUUGGUCGUGCAGGUCUUUUUGAUCGAGCAGAGAGGUUCAUAAGAGAAAUGCCUAUCCAGCCUACUGCAGCUGUGUGGGGAGCCUUGCUUGGUGCUUGUAGGAUGCACAAGAAUAUGGAGUUGGGUGCUUAUGCUGCUGAACACAUUUUUGAGCUUGAUCCUCAUGAUUCGGGUCCCCAUAUAUUGCUAUAUAAUAUGUAUGCCUCUGCUGGUAGAUGGAAUGAUGCUGCAAAAGUGAGAAAGAUGAUGAAAGAGAAUGGAGUUAAAAAGGAACCUGCUUGUAGUUGGGUGGAAAUUGAGAAUGCAGUCCACGUGUUUAUUGCAAAUGAUGAUGCUCACCCACAAAGGGAAGAGAUUGGUAAGAUGUGGGAGCAAAUGAGCAUAAAAAUCAAGGAGAUAGGAUAUGUCCCAGAUACUAGUCAUGUGCUUUUGUUUGUGGACCAGCAAGAAAGGGAGGCAAAGUUGCAGUAUCAUAGUGAGAAACUUGCUCUCGCAUUUGCGCUGCUUAACACCCCUCCGGGAUCCACCAUUAGGAUCAAGAAGAAUAUUAGGGUCUGUGGGGAUUGUCAUUCAGCAAUCAAAUAUGUCUCCAAGGUGGUAGGAAGAGAAAUCAUUGUCAGAGAUACUAAUCGUUUCCAUCAUUUUCGCAAUGGAUCAUGCUCGUGUGGCGACUAUUGGUAGUGCUUAUUUUUAGUGUCUUAUCAAUCAGAUUUGUCUCAAUAGACAAAAGGCAUUGUUAAAGAGACGCUAACCCACUACAAGAUGAUCUAAUAUCUAACUUGGCUGGAACUAAACAUGAUUAUUCUAUUCUAUCUCCUGAUUUGAACACAACGGUUUUCCACUUGAGCGUUACAGGAGGAAACUAUGGAUUGAGUGGAUAAUGAAUAAAGGGUGCAUAAAUUGUGUGAAAAAGACAACUGAACUGCUAUAAAUUGAGAAAGUUGUAAAGAAAGAACAACCCUCAGCUCUCUCUUCAAGAUUACACCAAGUUGAAAGCUUUUUCUUAAAGUUGAUGCAGAACCACGAUUUGAGGAUUCAAGUAUCAGCAGCUUGGUAGAUGGAAAAGUCUAUGUGCACAUUGAAAAACAUUUGUUGGGGGAACAAAGAAGGAAAGAUAGAAUUUGUUACAAGAUCAGAACAGGUCCUGAUUUUUUGGUUGAUUUUAUCUAUCAAUAUACAAAAAGGUUGUUUCUUUAUGUCUUUAAUUUGCUUAAAAACAUACCCUUUGGAUCACGAGACUUGAACCAAAUUGAGGAAUAUCAUCAUCAUCCCAAUAGCUUUUAGAAAUCACAUAAAUUUAUACAUACAUUUCUUCAAAUAUUGAAACGUAUGAAAUGUGAGUCGAGGACUAAACAUCACAUGGUGAUAAUGUGAGGCGACAAAUGAGGAAAGGAGUGUGGGAGAAAGAAAGAGCUGGACUUGGGAGGUGUCGUUAGAUACCAAAUUGAGACAAAAUCAAAGGGUUAGAAUGGAGAUGUGAUCAACGAAAAAUAUGGUUUUUUUUUUAAUUUUUUUUGCUUGUGGGAUUUUAGAAACUAAAAAGGAGAGAAAAGAACGCAAGAAAAGGAACUAAUACCAACUCAUCGGUUUCAUUUGAUUCUGGCAAUGGAGAGAGAGCGAAAAAGCGUGAGAGAAUACUCUGUGGUUGGAGACGGUUUAGCUUAAAAUGGCGUAGCGUGUGAGAAAAAAACUGUUUGUUUUUUUUUUUCUUUCUUUUUUUAUUUAUUUAUUUUAAUUUGAUUUUAUAAUCAUCAUUCUUAUUCAGCAAAACGUUACAAUCUCAACAACAGCUUCACAUUCACCUUCACAGUAUCCUCUGCCUUUUGCUUUAGAGUCAGAGAAAAAAAAAAAAGGCCUUCCAUUUUCAUGGACCAUGACAGAAAGAAGAGAUCAAGAACAUCACCAGAAGGAGAUCAUCAACAAGAUUCCCAGUCCAAGCACUUGUUAGAUAAGAAGAAGAAAGCCAAGAAGACUAGUCAUAAUGAUAACAUCACCACCAAUUGUGGCAGUACAAGUUACAUCUCACCGGAUCAUGAUUCCAAUGAGGUGUCUCAGGGAGUUUUCGAUUUCCCAUGGCUGAAAGAUGGUGUUGUUUCGAAAUCAGACGAGUUGAAAUUUGAAGAUGCCUUCUUGUCACAGCUCACAAACACUUCCAACUCCAUCACCACCACCACAGGUAUAGAAUUUUCUUUCCCGGGUCAGUGUUUGUUUCAAACUCCAGUUGAGGCAAUGCUGGACUUUCCAGAAGAAAAGUUUGACCAGGAAAACUUGCUCGAGGAAGAUGAUGGUGGUGAUGGUUUGGAGAAAGAGAAUUUGGACUGCCUUUGGAGCUCUUUGCUUAACCAGCCACUACUUGGGCAACACAAUUGAAAUUUCUUCCCUCCACGAUUUGUUUUACACCAAAAUAUGGAACAGAAACUUAAAUAUUUAUAUGUUAUAGUUACAUAAUAAUAUAUACACAGUUAAUAUUUGCUAGCAUAACACAUAUUGAUUUGAUAAUAUUUGGCAUAAAGGACACGCUUAAAUGCAAGAACAGAAUAUCAAAGAUGACAAUUUUUGAAUUGUUUUUUGGUGGAA
Cannabis sativa is the source of this 3904-nucleotide messenger RNA. RefSeq names its product pentatricopeptide repeat-containing protein At3g24000, mitochondrial. Lineage: Eukaryota; Viridiplantae; Streptophyta; Magnoliopsida; Rosales; Cannabaceae. Bases 71 to 2008 code for a protein of 645 amino acids. The record is from RefSeq and is a predicted model, not a curated record. The transcript has 2 exons. Gene Ontology annotation, biological process: RNA modification. Gene Ontology annotation, molecular function: protein binding; zinc ion binding; RNA binding.